Molecule: messenger RNA, 1614 nt
Organism: Tetrahymena thermophila SB210
Lineage: Eukaryota; Ciliophora; Oligohymenophorea; Hymenostomatida; Tetrahymenidae
Exons: 1
Source: RefSeq, a predicted model, not a curated record
AUGAUAGAAGAAGAAGAUUUUAAGUAGUACUAAAGCCAUUUUCAAUAAGAUACUGAAUUUAAUAGUCUUCCUUAAUAUUUAUCUAAUUCUGGUGAGAUAAUUAAUGAAGAUAGUUAGGAACCAUUGAUAAAAAAAAAGAGCUUUGAUAAUGAACCAUAUAAUGCUCUAUAGAGCAAUUUAUGCUAAGAUUUUAACAUAAAUAUGAAUGAUUUAAUUUUUGAGAAAAUGAAAAGGAUAUAAUUAGGAACUUAUAGAUAGGAGGAUUUUAAAUAAAUUGAUGCUAUGGUUUAAUAAAAAAUGUAAAAAAAUAAUUAAGAUGCCUACUAAUUAGGUGUGAAAUUUUAAAAUAGUAAAGAUACUCCUAGCCUCAAUAGUAGUUCUAAAUUGGAAUGGAAUGAUAUAGAUUUAGUUAUAUAAGACGAUAAAAGUAAUUAGAGUGACUCUAAAUAUUAAAAUCAGCUUUAGUAGUAUUAAAAAUAAAAUUUUAAAAGUCAUCCUGUCACUCAUAUAUUUAUAAAAGAACUCUAGUCUACUAAUAUUUUUUACUUAAUGGGAAAUGUUAUCAUAGAUUUUAAAUCUGGAGUUUACUUUAACCAAAAUAUUUAAUCUAAUGACUUUUAUAAUUAAGCUGAAUAAGAAGAAUCUAGAGUAGUGAAUAGUGCAAUUAAAUAAAUUAUUCUUAUAGAGAAUAAUUUUAAAAACUAAGAAAUUUCUGUUCAUAUGCAAUUAAAUGUAAAGCCACUUGAAGAUUUUUCUUUUAUCACAAAAUUUGUUUAAGAAAAUUCAAACACAGAAAUAAGUAAACAAAUGGGUAUUUGCUUAGAAUUUUACUAAAAAUCUGUGGCUGGUUAAUAGAAAGAAUUUAUUAGAAGGGCAGUAUUAAGGGCAAAGGAACUGAACUAUGAUUUUGCAGAUUUACUAUAAGAAAGGUAAAAAAUUUUGAAAAUACAACACUAAGAUCUACUAAAUGAAUUUUAAUUAAACAACACGGGAUUCUACUGUGCUUCACAUUAUUGUGCAGAUUUCAAUUCUGAAGAUCUCACUCUUUAAAAUUUUUCAUAUAGCUAUCCUUUAAUAGCUCUACUUGGAUUAGAACCUAGCUAAUUUUAAAGUGGUGUUUCUAAAAAGGGUAUUUCUAUGUGGAUAUCUCCAUAUACAAGAUCUCUAAUUCAAAUUUCAGCAUUAAAAGACUGGUUUAGCAUACAGAAAGGAGAAAGAUUCUCUGUUGAUAAAAUAGAUCCAUUUUGCUUAAAAACAUUAGAUGAAAUGGUGGUUGUAACAAAAGCAAAAAAAAUAAGAAAAUUAGUAAGAUAUGAAGGACCUCUUUCUUAUAUAUUUGAAGGUAUAGCUGAUUCUGUAAACAUGAUUGUAUUAGAUGUAGAUCUAUUUACAAUCAAAAGAAUAAUAAGUAUGAGAAAAGAUUACAUUUUAAAUUAAAAAGCAGCAUAAUUUAUUGAUGAUUUUGAGUAUAAUAUUCAGUCUUAAAUAUUUUUAGAAAAAUACUAUUCUAAUCAGUAUGAUGAUUACAUAGCUGAAUAGCAAAAAAUAUAAAAAAUUAAUGAAAAAAAAUAAAUUGAUGACUCAAAAGUAUGCUCUUAUAGGUACAUAAAUUGA